Messenger RNA from Necator americanus (New World hookworm), 1605 nucleotides. RefSeq lists its product as uncharacterized. Gene Ontology annotation, cellular component: neuron projection; plasma membrane; NMDA selective glutamate receptor complex. The record is from RefSeq and is a predicted model, not a curated record. Gene Ontology annotation, biological process: ionotropic glutamate receptor signaling pathway; chemical synaptic transmission; regulation of membrane potential. NCBI's taxonomy places the organism in Eukaryota, Metazoa, Nematoda, Chromadorea, Rhabditida, Ancylostomatidae. Gene Ontology annotation, molecular function: NMDA glutamate receptor activity. The transcript is spliced from 10 exons. Bases 1 to 1605 code for a protein of 534 amino acids.
AUGGAAAAAUGGCAGUCUUACCAUCUUUGUCCUAUCGAAAAUUUGCAAAAAAGGCGAGGCCCUGGAGAUCGGUUGAUGCGGCAUGUGAUAGAGAACAUUCUCGGCUAUAACAUACUUGAAGAUGAAUCUAUCUGUUCGACGUCAACUAGCAAGAUUGUUUUCAAUGAACGAUGCGAGCGGAUUAACGUAGAUUAUGACAUCCUUAAUUAUAACGAAGGAUACAAAGAAGUCGGAACUCUGCACGGUUCCGAACUGCGCUUGGCUGAAGAAUCUAUUCACUGGAUUGCUGGCGGCAAAAAACCACUGGAGAUCACCCUUCCAAAGCAUCUUCGUGUCGUUACUGUGAACGACCCUCCUUUUAUCUACACUACUCCUAUUAUUUCCCUUGCUGAGUGCGGAAAUUUGGGAACAGUUUCGGUUGAGCUUAGUCCUAUAGAUAUUAUUAAAGUGAAAGGCCCUUGGUAUCCUUGUCCACGGUAUGGAUUCAAUUACACACAUCAUUACUGCUGUGCUGGUUAUGCGAUUGAUCUACUUUCCAAUUUAUCUCUGCCCGAGCCUAGUACAACAAUCGACACAAGUUUCACAUUCUCCUUGCAUUUGAACGACAGUUAUGGAGCUGUAACUUUGGGGGAAAUGGGCUACAUCCUCAGUGGAGCUUUGGGAGAGCUGGAUAGCGACCAAGCCGACAUCGCUAUAGGAGGGAUGACCAUCAAUCCAGAAAGAGAAAAAUUCAUUGAUUUUUCUGAGCCAUGGUUGUACCAUGGAAUAAGGAUCCUCGAAAAAUCGAUUCCUCGCGACUCACCUAUGCAAUCGUUCUUACAACCGUUGAAAUCUGCUCUGUGGACAUCGUUGCUUAUUUCGGUGAUCAUGGUUGGGCUCGUGAUUUUCUGCUUGGAUCUCAAGUCUCCCUUUGAUCGUUUCUAUAAGACUGAGCAAAAUCGAAUGGCGGAGGACGAUCCUUUCCUCAUGGAAGUUGCUAACGAUCGCGUCAACUUUGGGGAGGCGAUGUGGUUUGUCUGGGGAGUUCUACUGAACAGCGGAGUUUCGGAGAGGAGCAUGGAAUCUUUGGCAAUAAACAAUCGUUUCGUUACGCUGAACUGCAGAACAUUGUCGAGUGAACUCCAACAAACCGCCCUGCUUAGGCUUCUACGAUAUCUCUGUGUGUCCUUUGCUGCACUGCAGGAAACACGCAUGAGAGAUCGUCCCGUCAUCAGCAUCGAAAACUACACCAUAUACUGCGGCGAUGCUGAUGAGAAGGAAGUAGACGGCCCCGCGAUAGCUGUGAGAAACGAUUACAACAAUCUGGUGGAGGAAUUUUUCUCAACAUCGUCUAGAUGGGCCUUUGUACAACUGCGUGAUCGGAGAGGACGAAAACUCUUUAUAGUAAGUGCCUGUGCACCAACGGAAACCCCUGAGACCAACACUAAGGAUGCCUUCUAUGAUGAACUCAAUGCGUUGAUGUCUGAAAAACCAAGCCAGCAGGUGGUCAUUGUCGGAAUCGACGCAAAUGCGAAGAUGAGACUUGAACAACAAUGUACAAGGAGAAUGGUAUUAUGCAGCAGAGCGCACAUCGGACAAUGGCGACCGUCUACUCGACUUAUGUGA